Molecule: messenger RNA, 617 nt
Organism: Paramecium pentaurelia
Lineage: Eukaryota; Ciliophora; Oligohymenophorea; Peniculida; Parameciidae
Source: the annotation of a GenBank genome assembly
UAUGGGAAAGAAUUAUAGAAAUAGAUCAAAGACAUCUGACACCCCAAGAAAACCCUUUGAAAAGGAACGUCUUGACAACGAGUAAUUAAAUAUAAUUAAUUUUAGAUUACAAAUUAUUGGUAAGUAUGGACUCAAGAACAAAAGAGAAGUAUGGAGAGUUCAACUCACAUUAGCUAGAAUCAGAAAGGCAGCAAGAGAAUUAUUAACUCUUGAUCCAAAAGACCCAAGAAGAUUAUUUGAAGGAGAAGCUUUAAUUAGAAGAAUGGUUCGUUUUGGUUUAUUGUCAGAAUAAGAAAGAAAGUUGGAUUAUGUCUUGGGUCUCACAACAUAAAAAAUGAUGGAAAGAAGACUCUAAACUUUCGUAUUUAAAAGUAAUUAAGCAUCCUCAAUUCAUCAUGCCAGAACUUUGAUUAGAUAGCGACAUUUUAGGUAAAAUAAAUGAUUUAAUAUAUAUAUAGAGUUGGAAAGAGAUUAGUCAAUUCUCCAUCAUUUUUAGUAAGAGUAGAAUCUGAAAAACUUGUUGAUUUUGCUGUCACAUCACCAUUUGGAUAAGGAAGAGAAGGAAGAAGAAAGAGAAAGAAUGCCAAGAGAGUAAAACCAAAUAAAGAGGAAUGAAA